Messenger RNA from Cuscuta epithymum, 2226 nucleotides. The record is from the annotation of a GenBank genome assembly. Lineage: Eukaryota; Viridiplantae; Streptophyta; Magnoliopsida; Solanales; Convolvulaceae.
GGUCUCUGUUCGAGAGGAGAGAGUAGUCAUCCAAAAAUCGAUCUGAAGCGAGCAGUGGUCUGUGAACUCGAGCUGUGAGAGUGCUGAGACUGUUUGGUUGAUAUCUCGAGUUUUACCAAUCCAAUUAAGGCGUGUGAGAUACCAAAAGAAAUCUCUCAAGACGAGGAAUCCGUGAAGGUCUGGUUUGCAUCAAUCUGAGUAGAGGAAGGCUUCCAAAUCGUCCGAUCAAAACACAACCUCGCAGAAACGGAUUUACUCUUCUAAAGAAUCGAGUUAGCCGGAAAACACCCGUUCUAGGGGCUGUUUUCGUAUCAACGGUUAGGGGUUGAAAUAGCAACUUGAGGAAGCUGCUUAACACCCAUUUUCAAGCAAGGAAUCAGUUCUCAAGCUUCCUUGGCCGAGGCUUUAGUCAUUGGAUCGAGAAGGAAAGUUUUAAAGCUCAUUUGAGGUUGAGGCUAGAGCUUGCUUCCUGUGCUCGUUGCUCGAGAGAUCAUCUAGGAGCGAAGACUUGGUUCGUGCUUCCUCCAUUCGGAUUUUAAACAUUAAUAAACAUGCUCAUGGAUAUUUUACUAUGGAGCCUGCGUGCUCAUGAAUAGCCCGGUGUGGCCUUUUUGUUUUAAACAAUGUUUUCCGCUGCAUUAUGAAUUACUUAUUAUGUUUGUUUAUGGAUGGCUUACGUGUGAAUGAUAUUCGAGACGCCUUGUAUAAUAUGAAUGUGUUGGACUGCGGUUGACUAUUCGUAUUGUACGGCGGGUUGUUGACGUGUCCGGGGAGGUCCGGGGCGUGACAAUUAAGUUGGUAUCAGAGCCUUAGUCCAUAAACUUCAUAAUGAAGUCUCAAAAUUCUCUUUUUGAAAAGAUUUUGAAAACCAUGAGCAUAGAAGUUUUGUACUUGGAGAGCUUUUGGUACUUGGGUUGCAAGGUCUCUAAUUGUUAAGAUGGUACCCUUAGCAAUUGGUAUGGCGGUGACUCGAGCCAAAAUGUGUCUUAAGUACCUAUCCGUCAAUUGACAUUUGAUACGAGUCUAACGACUCUUUCCAAAUUCUUUCAGAAAUGGACCGUGGUGGCAGGAUUACUAGGAGAAACCCGACCGGCCGUGUACCAGUGGAGACUGGACAGGGCAGUCGAAGGACCUCUAGGGCAUCUAGAGGAGCUGGCCGUGGAGGCCGAUCACAGACCGUGAGUGACGGUCAUGUUGACACAGAAAGUGAAACCUACUGGUCCUAUGAGGACUCGACUUACCAACCGGAAACCGAGCCGGUUGAGACCCCUUACGAAGGGGAUGACGAUGAUGUAAGUGAUGAAGAGGGGGAGAAUGACUCCCUAGCAAGAAUUGAGGCGCUGCUCCAACAAUAUCAACGGGAGCGCGAGGAAAGGAGGGAACGCCGAAGGCGCCGGGGAGGGCGAAUUUCGGGUGAGGCUUCAAGAGGAAGAAGCCAUGGCGAUUCUCGGGCCCACGUUGAACCACAUGGGGGCCGGGGUGAUGGAGGUCCAAUCAUAAGGAUCUCCAAGUACAUCAAAGAGGCACGAGAUUUGGGGUGCAAACCCUUCAACGGAGCAGGCGACAUCUCGGUCGCCGCGGAAUGGAUCAAGAGGUUGAACGAGGCAGCCCUUGAUAUGCAACUCACCCCCGAAUUUAAACUAAGGGUGGCGGUGAGAUUGCUUGAAGGGAUGGCAUCCACAUGGUGGGAUGGAGCCAAGGGAAAGUAUGGCAAUACCGUGACUUGGGAGAAUUUCCGACAGGAGUUCUUUGCCCAAUAUUAUUCUGAUUUUGAGGUGAACGCUAAAAGGAGAGAGUAUACCCUCCUGACCCAAGGUGGCAAGAUGACGGUGAGGCAACUUGAACAUAAAUUCAGGGAACUCGCGGAGUUCAUACCGGAGUAUGUCUGUGACGAGAACCGGAUGGUAAAUCACUUCUGGGAUGCCUUAGACUUGGAGGUGCGUGAGAGGGCAACACAGUUGCCUAACAUGACCUUUAGCCAAGUGGUUGAGCAGGGAUUGAAAGGGGAGAAGGAAUGGGAAGAAAGAAAGUUGAAGAACGCCGAAGAGGCGAAGAAGAGGAAGUGGGAGAACCAUGGACCUCAGGGUCCUAAUAAAAAGGGGAACCAUGGGGGGGGGGGGGGAGGAUCCUUUCGGACACCCCCACUGCCAUCUAGGGGAAGUCAAGGCCCGGGCGGGCAAUCACAAGCCUCGGGGGUGACUCGUUGCAAGAAUUGCAAGAGGAACC